This is a messenger RNA of Engraulis encrasicolus (European anchovy), 1924 nucleotides long. It is a transcript of the gene slc39a13, whose product is annotated as solute carrier family 39 member 13. Gene Ontology annotation, molecular function: zinc ion transmembrane transporter activity. The record is from RefSeq and is a predicted model, not a curated record. The transcript has 10 exons. Gene Ontology annotation, biological process: zinc ion transmembrane transport; intracellular zinc ion homeostasis. NCBI's taxonomy places the organism in Eukaryota, Metazoa, Chordata, Actinopteri, Clupeiformes, Engraulidae. The coding region runs from base 276 to 1343 and encodes 355 amino acids. Gene Ontology annotation, cellular component: membrane.
CUUCUGUCAGAUCAGAUGAGCGACUGCAACUGGCCGCCCGGAUGUCGGUCCCCCUCUAAGUUCCGCUCCUGCGCGGUGAGACGCAUAUUCAGGACUGUGAGACGUGGCUGCCUCUGGAAAAGUCUCUUCCGAAAGGCAGUACUGUGUGCUGUGCUAUGCAGUGAGCAGUGAGGGGGGCUUGUCUGCGUCGGAAUCCCAGGCAGAGCUGCGCGAUAGGCGAAUCUGGAUGGCAGGGAGACUCCGGCGUCGCCUCCGUUGGACACUCAGGCUGGUGUAUGCUGCGUAGCGCGUCUCUCUACCGCCCCGUGGGGGUUGGUGUGUGGGUGUGCGUGAGCGCCGCCCUGGUGUUGGCGGUGGGUUCUGCGGGCGUCCGGUUCCGCUGCGGCGAGGAUCUGGACCUGGACCUGAUGCUGGGCCUGAGGUUCCGCUCGUUGCUGGAGCCGCUAGAACGCGACGGAACCGACGUCUGGCUCUGGUCGCUACUCGGAUCCUUCGCCGUCGGACUCUCCGGCAUUCUGCCUCUACUCAUCAUACCCCUGGAGGCAGGAGCAGCACUCAGGACGGAAGAGGGUUCUCAGCAGCUGAAGCGCCUGUUGAGUUUUGCGAUCGGCGGUCUCCUUGGCGACGUGUUCCUGCAUCUCCUCCCUGAAGCCUGGAACCUCAGCUGCAGCCCAGAGGGCGAUCAUGAACGCCACUACCGCCUCCAGGGUCUCUGGGUUCUAACUGGCCUUCUCUCCUUCCUGCUGCUGGAGAAGAUCUUCCCUGAUGAAGACACACACACCGCCAGUGGGGGCACUGUGGACGAGGGCAGCGCAGCACACAGCAACGGCUCCUGUCACGACACCAAAGCAACACACACUCACACACACCUGCACACGCCAGACAAGAUCAAGACCUCUGGUUAUUUGAACCUCUUGGCGAACUGCAUUGACAACUUCACUCAUGGACUGGCUGUAGCCGGAAGCUUCCUCAUCAGUAGAAAGGUUGGGUUUCUCACCACCUUCGCCAUCCUCCUCCAUGAGAUCCCACACGAGGUGGGUGACUUCGCCAUCCUUCUGCGCGCCGGGUUCGACAGGUGGAGCGCGGCUCGUCUGCAGUUCUACACGGCACUGGGCGGAGUCUUGGGGGCCUGCUUCGCUCUCACCGCCCAAUCACAACGCGGAGCAGAGAGCGCCACUGCCUGGAUUCUGCCCUUCACGUCGGGUGGCUUCCUCUACAUUGCCCUGGUCAACGUGGUGCCAGACCUGCUGCAGGAGACCAACCCCAGACACUCUCUGUUGCAGAUGCUGUUGCUGUGUUGCGGCAUCGCUGUCAUGGCCGCCCUCUCCGCCAUCGUAGACUGAAGCACACACACACACACACACACACACACACUACACACACACACACACACACACACCAUGAAGUACGCAAAACACACACUCCACAGCUGUUGGAGCCUGAGACAGGCUGGACUGUUACUACAACAGCUACACACACACACACACACACACACACACACACACACACACUCACUAGACUACUCGCAAAGGCCAAAUCUUAAGAGCAAGACAAUCAAUGACUUUUAUACACACUCACACACACACACACACACACACACACACACACACACACACACACACACACACACACACAGUUGCUGCUUUUUCUGUAUGUUUCAAUCACGCAAGGCUUACCACUUAUACAUUAUGUACACACACACACACACACACACACACACACACACACACACACACACGUACACACACACACACACAUUUUUGUAAACAUCCAAAUUCUGUUUUGUUCCCUAAUGCGUUGCGCAUGUGUCUUGUGUGUGCUGUGUAUGUUUUUGUUUAUUUAUUGACGUUGUGAUUUGUUUUGUUAUGUUUUUUAAGUGUAAAAACGGUAUAAUGCCUAAUACACCAUCAGCCUUAGAACAAUA